CUCAUUGGGCUAAACUCUACAUAAACGCGGAAGUAAGAAUGUGGGUUUAGAAUUGUAACAAAUCUAGAACAUGAACACAAUCAUGUGGAGGCUCCUUACCAUUCUUGUGGUAUACAAGUCUGCUGUCACCUGUCUGGAGCUGACAACAUUUUCCUCUAGCGACCAGCUGACCAAAGUGGAGGUAGACAGGUCUUCUGGAAACUUGUUUCUUGGUGGAAAGAAUAUUUUACUGCAGCUUGAUGAAAACUUAGUGGAACUUCAACGCUAUAGAAUCGGUCCAGCAUUAACUACAGACAAGUGUUUCCCAUCACCAGAGAAGUGUAAUUUUUCAAAGUCUAAUCAGGACAACUACAUUAAAAUCUUAGCAAUAAAUGAUGUGCAGAAGUACUUAUUAGCUUGUGGUACUAUAGACUUAGGUGUUUGCAAGAUAUAUCCAUUUAAUGAUAUUCAUGAUGUGUCAAAAUUUGAUGUUGUCACUAAUAGCGCUGUAUUUCUGGGAAGUUCAGGUGCCUCGUCAGUUGCGUUUUUUGGAAGUCCACCCAAUGGUUACAAUACUUCGCAGCGCCUGCUCUAUGCUGCAAUUGCAACGUUUGACAGGAAAGAAACACGCUUUUCCCCAAAAACAAUCUCAACUCGUGUGGUUGUUUUCAAUGAAACAACGACAACUUUACAAUAUUUCUAUGAGAACUCGAAUUUCAAUGAAUACAGCUAUUUGAAUGUUUUUACCACUGUACAAACAAAAUAUAGCGUGAAGUUUGUGUAUGGAUUCGAAUUAAAUGGCUAUGGAUACUAUGUAUCCAUCCAGCAAGUAGAUCCUGAUGUUGCUCGUUCUACUUAUGUCACAAAAAUCGUGCAAUUUUGCUUGAAUGAUAAUCAGUACAAAACCUAUAUUGAAACUGCUGUGAAAUGUGUUCAAGGAGAAAUCAACUACACCCUUGCAUCUGCAGCUUUCAUAAAAAAAGAUGAAAACGAUGCCACGCUCACAAUAAGCUUUGUAAAACCUGUAAAUUCUGGCUCAUUAGAAACCAGCACAGCCUAUGGAUCAAGGAUUUGUAACUAUUCCAUGAGGACCAUCCGUGACCACUUUAUGAACAUCCGUAAGCUGUGCUCAGAAGGUGCUAGUGGGUUCCAUCCAUGGUGGAUCCAGGGAUCUGUGGAGAGUUGUAAGCCGAUUGUAGGCUCGUUUAAUGGUGAUGGCUACUGUGCCUAUGACAAACGGCUUACAAAGACCGUGGAAGGAGAUCCAAACAAGUCGGUUCUUACGGCCGAGGCAGACAUCUGCCUGGAUGAAAUCGUAACGGCAGUGGCGCUUACUGACCAGCAGUCCCACCCUAUAGCAGUGAUUGGCACGUCUGAUGGGUAUUUGAUGAAGGUAACUCAAAAGGCAAGCCUAAAGGGUGGUAGCUGCAUUUCCAACCAGCCCUACAUGAAGUACCGAGUGAGCAAUGACUCCAUACUGCAGGACAUGAUCAUUUCUGGAGACCAGGCUCACAUUUAUGUGGCCACCAACUCAACAAUCAUCAAGUUCCCACUACAGUCAUGUGCUGUGUACAGUGAGUGUGCCACUUGUGUGUCCUCCAAGGAUCCCCAGGGCUGUGGCUGGUGUGGAAACAAGUGCUCAAAGAGAGACGACUGUGCACCAGAGACCUGGUCCCACAACACCUGUCAACCUUACAUUUCAUGGGUUACACCUAACAAUGGUCCAACUCAAGGUGGAACUGUUCUCACUAUAACUGGCAACAACUUUGGUAACAUACUUCCCAAAGUCACCAUAGGCGACAGCAAUGAGUGUGUGGUCAACACUGACAACAGCAGAAAUUCAAAAAUUGAGUGCACCACUCCGGCUGUUAUUGCCCAGGGCAGUUUCACAGUGGUUGUGAGUGUGAACGACACCAAGUCCAUGCAGUAUGGCGUGGUGGGCACAGCCUCGUCAGAUACACCGUUCACAUACAAGACCCCUGUUCUUUUGAAUAUCUCUCCAUUAAUGGGUCCGAUGUCAGGGGGCACAAAUCUUACAAUUACAGGAGAGAACUUCCUUAUUGGAAAUUCACAGAAAGUCUCCAUUGGCGAAACAGUUUGUAAAAUAAUAAGCAAGAAUAAUACAGUGAUUGAGUGUACAUCGGGUAAAAAAAGAGUGUUACUCUCAAGUUCCGGCAAAAAGCGAGCAACAAGACAGGAUUUAGUUAUAAUUACAAUUGAUGGUGCCCAGCUUGUCAGUAAAACAGAUUAUCUCUACAUGGAGGAUUCCAAUAUAGUCGGUAUUCAACCAUUGCAGACCAUACAACAAGGUGGCACAAGGCUGACUGUGCAAGGCACAAACCUGCACAUAGUUCAACGGCCAAGAAUUGUAGUCAAACUAUCCACGGGAGAAAUUGCUGAAGAUGUCUGUAAUGUCAUCCUGCAGAGUUCUGGGACAGAGAUGGUGUGUAUGUCUCCAAGCAUUCUCACGUUUAUGACCAAUAGAGACAUGAACAAUGCAUUUGAUGUGGAGGUCUACUUCAUCAUGGACGACAUUGCAGCACUGAGAGACUUGAGAAAUAGGCCUAAUUUUAACAAGUUGAUAUACAAUGCUAACCCAAGAGUUCUUCCGGUCAUUGAAGUUCGAGAACUCCAAAUGACAGACAACAGUCUUGAUAUCAAAGGUGAGUAUCUCACACGAGGGGUAACCAAGGAAGACUAUGUGGUAACAAUUGGCAGCAGAGAUUGCAAUGUGACAUUUGUAAGGACAGAUAUGCUGCAGUGUGUUCCCUCAAAACCAGACCUGACCAGUGGCCGCAGUGGGAAGUUACCAGUAACAGUUCAUGUUGGUAAAUACCUGAAAUUCAAUUGGGGAUAUGUUGUGUUCAUAGCAGUGGAAGAGAUUACCAAGGGUGCAUUGAACCUGGGAAUCAUCAUCCUCAUUGUGCUUCUAGUGUUGAUAAUUGUUGCAAUCGUUAUCCUGUUGGUGAUCAUGAAGAGGAAGAAGAUGGGCUGCUGGCGGGACCCCAAUGCCAAGACCAUCCACUACCUGCAAGGGACAGAGUAUAAUGCAGAGGGGCAGAGAUUGAUGGAGCAAAACAGGCUCAAUGCAUACGCUGAGCAAGGUCACGAAGCAGAGGCAGCGGGCGCAGGGACAUACAGUACGGGUAUAGACGAGGAGACACGGAUGUUACUUGCAGAUCAGCAUCUUCUAAUUGACCGACAGCAUUUACAGAUGGGCGACGCUCUUGGAGCAGGCCAUUUUGGCAGUGUGUUCAGAGCGUUCCUUACCAUCCCGGAAGAGAAAGGGGACACCAUGGUCGCUGUCAAGACCCUUCACCAAAAUAAUCCAAGAGAGAUUGAUGUACAGGCCUUUCUGAAGGAAGCCUUGAUCAUGAAGGACUUCAACCACCCUAAUGUGCUCAACCUGAUUGGUAUCUGCCUGGGGAUGGAUGAUAUGCCACUGGUUGUGCUGCCUUACAUGAAGCAUGGGGACCUCCUUACCUACAUCAGGAAUGAGUCUAAUAACCCGACAAUCAAGGACUUGAUAAUGUUUGGUAUCGACAUUGCACAGGGCAUGGCCUAUCUGUCUGAACUCAAGUUUGUUCAUCGAGACCUUGCUUGUAGAAAUUGCAUGUUGGAUGAGGAUUUUAGAGUGAAGGUGGCAGACUUCGGCCUCUCCCGGGACAUUUAUGAGAAGGACUACUACGCAUGCGACAACAAGAAGACCAUGUUACCAGUGAAGUGGAUGGCCCUUGAGUGCCUUGAGAAGGGAAAGUACUCCUCCAAGUCUGACGUGUGGUCAUUUGGCAUUGUCUUGUGGGAGCUGAUGACGCGGGGUGUGAACCCCUACCCUGAAGUGGACAACUGGGACAUAGUGCGGUACCUGAAGCAUGGAAGACGUAUGCCCCAGCCCCAGUACUGCCCAGACCAGCUGUAUGCAAUUAUGCGCAAGUGCUGGCACCCAGAACCCCGCAAGCGUCCAGACUUCAGCCAGCUGGCACACGAGGUGACAGAGAUGAUCAACAUGAUAGAGCAGGCCAUGAAGCAAGGAGAGCACACAGCAGACAUCCAAACCACCUACGUGAACAUGGAAAACUGCACUGACUACCACUACACAGAUGAGCUGAUGCCUCCUGGCUCUCCGAUGUCGGAUGAACCGAACUCUGAGCCUACUUCCCCAACCUCUCCUACCUCUGCACAACCCCUGCCUUCUCCCCCCUCAGCCAUGGCUCCCUCUCCCCCUGCUGCCAGUGCAGCCACAGGAACGUCUGCAGAUCUUCCACAGAAAUCCACAGCAGUUGCAGCAGUCAUGCAUGUAAAACCAAAACCAGUUCCCUCUCCAAAGCCUAAACUUUCUAUCAAACCAGACAAAAAAGAAGUGAAUGCAAAGACAGAAAUUAACCCAAGGAGUCCUACUACAAGCAAGAAUAAUUCCAAUGAUAAGAAAGCAGGCGGAGGAGAUAUGGCAAAGAAUGGGGAAGUUUUAAAUGACCCUGAAAAAUCUCCUUUAAUGAAGCCAGGAAGUAAAGGGGAGCAAAAUGAGUCUAUAGCGUAAAAUAAAAAGAAAAUAGUGUUUAUUCAUAUAUUAUAUAAUGUAAUCUCUUUAUUAGAAUGAUUUAUGCAAAAAUAUUUUUGUUUAGAAAAUUUUAUUGUACAGUUUUUAUAUAUUUUAAUUGUAAAUCAGUUGUUUUUUUUUGCUGCAACUUACUGAAAUGUUAUUAUGUGUCAGGUGAUGUUCUGAUAAGUUCAUGGUUGUUAAUUAACCAAGGUUAGACUAUGUUUUACCAUGUGGUUAGCGAACAGAAAUGUUUAUUGAACUUGUUCCUAAAGUAGAUACACUUACUAAAGCUUUAAUUAAAUAUUGCAAUGUUUAUAUGAGUGAGUAAAGAAUUUUAGCUUAUUCUACUAUGUUCUUCUGUAAUGGCUGAACCUCUUGUGAUUUAAGGUUGUGGAAAAAAUAACAGGUUUGUGAUUUUAUUCUCUGGAGUCAAUGAAAUUAUUUUGCGAAACACAUAUCUGCAUUGUUCUGUAAUUAAGUGAAAUGUAUGCAAGGUUAAUCAUUUGCUAUGUGUGAUGCUGGAAGAAAUUCAAUAAACUUUUACAUCUUUUUUUGUACAACAACGCCCAAAAUAAGUGGAAUUACUUUUUAUGAUCUGUAUUUUAAUCUAACAUAUUGAAAUAGUUCAAAUGGACAAGAAAGAGUUUAGUGGCAAAAUCUUGGAUUUUAGUAGUGUUUUUAUUAUUCUCUUGGCCCAAAGAAGAGUGUGCUGUAGUAAAGUUUAUUUAUUUUGGUUAAAUGGUCCAUGGUUUACAUAAUGCAGCAUGAAACAUGCUGUAAAUUAUUCUUAAUAAUUAAA
Messenger RNA from Dreissena polymorpha, 5318 nucleotides. RefSeq names its product hepatocyte growth factor receptor-like. The coding region runs from base 71 to 4516 and encodes 1481 amino acids. NCBI's taxonomy places the organism in Eukaryota, Metazoa, Mollusca, Bivalvia, Myida, Dreissenidae. Gene Ontology annotation, biological process: cell surface receptor protein tyrosine kinase signaling pathway; protein phosphorylation; multicellular organism development. Gene Ontology annotation, cellular component: signaling receptor complex. Gene Ontology annotation, molecular function: transmembrane receptor protein tyrosine kinase activity; ATP binding; protein binding. The record is from RefSeq and is a predicted model, not a curated record. The transcript is spliced from 26 exons.